This is a messenger RNA of Cydia fagiglandana, 2225 nucleotides long. Its product is annotated as neural/ectodermal development factor IMP-L2-like. The transcript has 7 exons. NCBI's taxonomy places the organism in Eukaryota, Metazoa, Arthropoda, Insecta, Lepidoptera, Tortricidae. Bases 290 to 1069 code for a protein of 259 amino acids. The record is from RefSeq and is a predicted model, not a curated record.
ACUGAUAUCGACUCAUUGCCCACCGCGCACUCGCUACAAAACGACGUGUCGCGAAACCGAAUAACCGUUAAACGUUAUCGAUAACUGUACGGCCCAUCACUGUUUUUGGCGCGCGUUCCAUUUUCGAAAUUUGAACUUGACAGUUGCCGAUGUGUGCGUGAGUUUAUGAACAAAAUGAUAAAUGUGUUUCAAAGGACAGAGUAUUUUUUGUAUUUCGCUAUAAAGUAGUUUGUUUUGCAAACGGGUUUGUUGCUGUUUCUAGAAGUUAUAUAGGUCUCGAAUCUCCAAGAUGUACGCUCUCAUAAUAUUCGCUCUGGUGGCGGGCUGCCGGGCCGCGAACGUGAACAAACACAUGAGGCUGCUCACAGAAUUGGACAACAACAUUGAUCCUAAUUUAUUACCCCUCCGGGCGCCUCGAAGAUUCCUCGCCAUCACCAAGGCGCCGGCACCAGCGACGGGGCACCAAGCGGGCACCACCGUGUCUUUGUUAUGUGAGGCGUUCGGGGCACCAGCGCCUACGAUACGCUGGUUUAAGAACAACCAGCCGAUUUAUGAGUACGACCAGGAAUCCAACGAGAUAUUCGACACGAACCCCACCUCGCUGGCCCGGAUUUCAUCCACACUGCUGGUGACUCGGACCGCGGGCCGCGACGAGUACACCUGCGUCGCGGUGGCUGGCGCUAAGACGGAGAGGGUCCAUAGCGUCGUUUAUAGCACAGAUGGCAGCACGGAUUUAAUACCAGAUCGGGCGCGGCUCAUACCACUCGCGCCACAAAUCCUCGUCUCAUACAAAGUGUUUAUGGACCUCAUAGGCAACAACGUCGUGCUUCCUUGCCAUGCGAAGGGGCACCCGCGGCCGCAGGUCACUUGGAUAAACAACCGGGGCAUGACGGUCAAGUCGGAUCCGAGGAUGAAGGUGCUUCGUUCAGGCGAGCUAGUGAUCUCGCCUCUCCUGUGGAGUGACAUGGGCGAGUUCACUUGCCACGUGUCCAACACCUUCGGGAGCCAGCUCAUUACUACUUUCGUUUACCCUGCGAGUGUCAGUAGGGUGAAUAAAGUUAAGCAGUAGACAAUCGAGCAAACGAAGCAUCGUAUACUUAACGUGAAUGUUCCUGAGCGGCUACCGCGAAAACCGAAAUUCGCAAAUUGCGGGGAUCUUUCUCUUUUACUCCAACGAAGGCGUAAUUAGAGUGACAGAGAAAAAUCCCUGCAAUUUGCGAACUUCGAUUUUCGCGGUUAUAGCCCUGUAGUUAAGUACUUGUCUACUAGUACGCGAGCGAACUAAACGGACCUUCAUUUUAACCCUUUGAAUAUCACGCCCAUAUAUAACGCGUCAUUGACAAACUUAUAAUGCGCGAAAUCAAUUUUAAACUCAAAAGGUCAAAAAGGGUUAAAAAUUUGAAACAUAAUAAUUUGUCUAAGAUUUAAAUUAUUUAUAUUCUUGCUAAAAUUAUUUAUAAACUAGGUGUUAUCCGAUCUUAUAAGAAAUCAGUAGUAUUGUUGGGUUUUCCUAACAACUGCUAUUUAAUUUUUGUUAUAUUUAAUUUCAUAUUUUUAAGCGUAAUUUUAUAUUUAAGAAAAAAAUUAUCGCCUUGGAAGAUGUGAUUUCAUGUACAAACUAUGUAUAGAAAAAAUAAAAACAUAAUAUAAACGUAUUUGUUACGGCUGGACCGUAUUUUUUUAAAUAGAUCGCUCGCGUAUUUUUUAAAUCGAGUCUGCCUAUUUUUGUAUUUGUUGUAUUUAAAAAAGCCUUUUGUUUACUACGCGGUUUAAGAGUUAAAAAAAACAUGUAUGUAAGUCUUCUUAAUUAUGACAUAUUAUAUUUGCCGUCAUUAAAAAAAAUAGUAUAGUAACAAAUAAAGUACAUUUAAUUAUAUAUUGUGGAAAAAACAAGAAAGUGCCUAUCUUUUAAAGAUAGAUUUGCACAAUUCUUUGAUUUUAUUUAUUUGAAUGUAUAUACUAGCGCCAUCUGUCGGGGAGUAGCAGAAUACGGAGAAGUUUGUUUUCUUCUACUUGAUGCUAGAUGGCGGGAAUUAGCAAAACUUUAAUAUUUUUUUUAUGAAAAUAACGUCGUUUACAAAAGGUGAUAAAUGAAUAAAUCUUAAUAAAUAAACCAUUAUUGUAUAAUAAUGAUUUACUGUAUUAUUUAAUUAUUGUGAUUAUAAACUAUUAUAAUAAAACUGUGAUGAAAAUAGAUGGAUAUAAAUAAAAUAACGAUCAACUUA